Molecule: messenger RNA, 789 nt
Organism: Apiotrichum porosum
Lineage: Eukaryota; Fungi; Basidiomycota; Tremellomycetes; Trichosporonales; Trichosporonaceae
Exons: 4
Coding region: 1-789 (262 amino acids)
Source: RefSeq, a predicted model, not a curated record
AUGUUCAAGACCGCUGUUGUUUUCACGGCCCUCGCUGCCACUGCCGUGGCCUCUUGCAAGGACGCCAUCCUCCCCCUGGCUGUCGGCGACACUGGCAGCUGUCUGUCGAUUACCGACCUUCUGCCCCUCAUGAGCGCGGACGGGUCCCUUGUCCAGCCGCUCGACACGUACCUGUCCAAGCUCUGCAGCAACUCCACGCCCGGAUGCAGCAACGACACUCUCUCGAGCGCCAAGUCGUCUCUCGAAAAGGGCUGUGCCGAGGACAUGAAGAACCCCACGUCCCCAGCCACCAUCCUCAUCAGUGUCAUUGACAGCUAUGACAACAUAUACGCUGCGGCAUGCUCGAAGAACUCGACCACGAGCAAGUUUUGCGUGACCGAGACCUUGGAGACUCUCCAGACGGACACGAACAACAACAUUACCCUCGCCUACCUCUCGGGCAUCCUCGGUGGCGAUACCAGCUCCUUCGCAGCCCUUGAGCAGAGCUUCCAGUCGGGUCACAUGUGUACGAGUUGUGUUGCUGGCAUCUACUACGAAGCCACCCAGAUCAACUCGACGUUGACCAACACCGUCGUCGGCUCUGCUGUCGUGGGCCAGUGCGGUGCCGACUUUGGCAAGUCUGGGCCGACCGAUGUGACCGUUCAGAAGCCUGGCGCGGCAAGCGGCGCGGUCCCCGGCGAGACCACAACGUCCCUCAAGAACGGUGCUCUUUCGUACAGCCUUGCGCCGUUUGCAGUAGUCGGUGCCAGCGUUGUGGCCGUCUUUAUCGGAGCUGCAUCUGUGUUCUAG